Molecule: messenger RNA, 1170 nt
Organism: Populus euphratica (Euphrates poplar)
Lineage: Eukaryota; Viridiplantae; Streptophyta; Magnoliopsida; Malpighiales; Salicaceae
Product: U3 small nucleolar RNA-associated protein 25-like
Exons: 4
Coding region: 104-709 (201 amino acids)
Source: RefSeq, a predicted model, not a curated record
GCAGACGCCAAACCACACGGGUUCUUACUAGCCGCGCCCGCGUUAUCUUCAACAACUCUCUCGUACAUUCAUCGAGACAUCUCAACUCACGCCAUGUCACGCCAUGUCACGCCGUCCUAAUUUCCAAGGCGGCCGACGCGGAGGCGGAGGCGUUCCCGGUCGUGGUGGAGAUAGAGGACGGGGACGAGGAGGACGUGGUGAGCAGCGGUGUUGGGAUCCUGUUUGGAGAGCGGAACGAUUGAGACAAAAACAGAGUGAGAUGGAGGUUCUUGAUGAAGAUGAAUGGUGGAGUAAAAUGGAGCAAAUGAAGGCAGCGCAGAAAAAAACCCCUGCACAGAUUGUCAGAUUAGACAAUGCCUUCAAAAUGGCUGGACUAUGGGUCAAUAACAUGAGCAAGGCUGUAGAAGAUGAACCAGCAGAAGUAGAAUCAGAGGGCGGGCCUUCUAGGCUCGGACUUGGUGCAAAAGAAGUUCCACGCCAUUCUAAAGCUAGACUAUCAAAUGACCCUGUCGAAAGGAGGUUAUAUGCCAAGUUGGAAGCUGGAAAGAGAAGAGCUGCUAAAAUUAUUGAGGAUUCCAUUGUACCAGCUAGAGAUUGCAACGAGGAUGAUGACAGUGACAGAGAAUUAGAAAGCAGAACCAGUACAUUUGCAAAGAAGAGACCAGGUCCUCAAGUACAAUCUCUACAAGUUAAGAAGAAACAGAAGUAACUUGUUACCUUAUCAAAGAUCAAAUGUAACGUUUGUGUUUUGUAUCUGUUAAGUCAUUUGUCAUGUGCAAAUUAAACAAUACUUUAAAAAAUACCACUAUCCUUUCAAAUAUGCAAUAACAUUUGGUGCUCAAGGGCGUCCUCCUGGGGUGGGAGGUUUGGUACUAGACCGAAUGGGGAAACUGGAUGCAAGGCUUCUCGGUCUACAAGGGAUAACUUCGAAAGAGCAGAGUUGUGGGCUUUUAGACAGAUAGAGUUCUGCAUGUUCCAAGGGAGAGUAACCGAUGUGCUGGUUUUAUAGCUGGUGUUGGAUCGGUAAUCUAGAUAUCCGGCAAGUUUAGGACAGUCUCUUAAUAUUUAUGGAUUCAUCUUCGAGAGCAGCAUAGCUAUUACCUUGUCCUUCAAGCUGUAAUCAAUAUACUAUAUUAAAGAAAUUUUUGUAUAUCUUAAUGUUUUUUGAAA